ACGAGCGCGUGCGCACGUCAGCGCGCGCCCGCGACGCCAGCGAGCAGGCCCCGCCCCUCCACCCUGCUUGGCCCCGCCCCACCCCGUCGGCCCGCUUUCCUCCUGCUACCCUCGGGGCGCGCGGACACCCGGCAUCCUCGCGCGCUCCGUGGCUAUGGAGAUUCCCGGGAGCCUGUGCAAGAAAGUCAAGCUGAGCAACAACGCGCAGAACUGGGGGAUGCAGAGAGCAACUAAUGUCACCUAUCAAGCCCACCAUGUCAGUAGGAACAAGAGAGGUCAGGUGGUGGGGACCAGAGGUGGCUUUCGUGGUUGCACAGUGUGGCUAACAGGACUGUCUGGAGCAGGGAAGACUACAGUGAGCAUGGCUUUGGAGGAGUGCUUGGUUUGCCAUGGCAUUCCAUGCUACACUUUGGAUGGUGACAAUAUUCGUCAAGGUCUGAAUAAAAACCUCGGUUUUAGUCCUGAAGACAGAGAAGAGAAUGUUCGACGCAUUGCGGAAGUCGCUAAGCUAUUUGCAGAUGCUGGCUUAGUGUGUAUCACAAGUUUUAUAUCACCAUACACUCAGGAUCGCAACAAUGCAAGGCAGAUUCAUGAGGGUGCAAGUUUACCUUUUUUUGAAGUGUUUGUUGAUGCUCCUCUGCAUGUUUGUGAACAGAGGGAUGUCAAAGGACUGUACAAAAAAGCACGAGCAGGAGAAAUUAAAGGUUUCACUGGGAUUGAUUCUGAGUAUGAAAAGCCGGAAGCCCCAGAGUUGGUGCUGAAAACAGACUCCUGUGAUGUUAAUGACUGCGUCCAGCAAGUUGUGGAGCUUCUCCAGGAACGGGAUAUUGUACCUGUGGAUGCCUCUUACGAAGUAAAAGAGCUGUACGUGCCAGAAAAUAAACUUCAUUUGGCUAAAACAGAUGCAGAGACAUUACCAGCACUGAAAAUUAAUAAAGUGGAUAUGCAAUGGGUGCAGGUCUUGGCAGAAGGUUGGGCGACCCCCCUAAAUGGCUUCAUGAGAGAGAGGGAGUACUUGCAGUGCCUCCAUUUUGAUUGUCUGCUGGAUGGGGGUGUCAUCAACUUGUCAGUGCCUAUAGUUCUGACAGCUACUCACGAGGACAAAGAGAGGCUGGAUGGCUGUACAGCGUUUGCUCUCAUGUAUGAGGGCCGCCGUGUGGCUAUUCUUCGAAACCCAGAAUUUUUUGAGCACAGGAAAGAGGAACGUUGUGCCAGACAGUGGGGAACCACGUGCAAAAACCACCCCUACAUUAAGAUGGUUAUGGAACAAGGAAAUUGGCUGAUUGGAGGAGAUCUUCAAGUCCUGGACCGAAUUUACUGGAAUGAUGGUCUUGAUCAAUAUCGCCUUACUCCUGCUGAGCUCAAGCAGAAAUUUAAAGAUAUGAAUGCUGAUGCUGUCUUUGCGUUUCAGUUACGCAACCCUGUGCACAACGGACAUGCUCUGUUAAUGCAGGAUACUCAUAAGCAACUUCUGGAGAGGGGCUACCGGCGCCCUGUACUCCUCCUUCAUCCUCUUGGUGGCUGGACAAAGGAUGAUGAUGUUCCUUUGAUGUGGCGUAUGAAGCAGCAUGCGGCUGUGCUGGAGGAAGGAAUUCUGAAUCCUGAAACAACAGUGGUGGCCAUUUUCCCAUCUCCCAUGAUGUAUGCUGGGCCAACCGAGGUCCAGUGGCAUUGCAGAGCACGGAUGGUUGCAGGAGCCAACUUUUACAUUGUUGGACGGGAUCCCGCUGGCAUGCCUCAUCCAGAAACAGGGAAGGAUCUCUAUGAGCCAACCCACGGCGCCAAAGUGCUGACGAUGGCCCCUGGCCUAAUCACUUUGGAAAUAGUUCCUUUUCGAGUUGCAGCUUACAACAAGAAGAAGAAGAGUAUGGACUACUACGACUCUGAACACCAUGAAGACUUUGAAUUUAUUUCAGGAACACGAAUGCGCAAACUUGCCCGCGAAGGCCAGAAACCUCCUGAAGGUUUCAUGGCUCCCAAGGCCUGGACCGUGCUGGUGGAAUACUACAAGUCCUUGGAGAAAGCUUGAGCUGCUAGCCCCUCACUCCAUCCGUGACAUCACUGAGCAACAGAAGGGACCACAUAGUGACUGUUGGCAUUUCUUUGUGCUUGUGCCUGUCUGGACACGCUUCCUAAGAACAAACCAUUUUCCUUAACUUGCAUCAGUUUUGGUCUGCCUUACAAGCUCUGUUUUGAACUAGUGUUUGAUGUGUCUUUUCAACAUACAGCUAAUAUUCUUACAGUACCAUUUUAAAACCUUGUCUUUUUAUAUUAUAUUUAUGCUUCUGUCUUAUGAUUUUUUCAAGGUGUUGUCUUUGUUGUAACCAAUAAUACACACAUUGAAUCUUACUCUUCAUCCCUCAAGAUGGAAAAAAAAAAAAUCCCUAAACAAUAAUCUGGGCUAGACCUUGUUUGGGGAAUUUUACAAGACAUCUGUAGCAAUUAGGUUUUUUUCUACAUUGAAAAUGUAAAUGGCUUCCUCUCUGCCUUCCAGUCAGCUAUUGAUCUUUUAGCUCUUAUAAUCUAAAGUGUUCUUACGUCAGCUCUGGAUGAAUUUCUUUAUUCAAUAAAAUUAAUUUCUUGCCUUCUUA
Messenger RNA from Castor canadensis (American beaver), 2591 nucleotides. RefSeq names its product 3'-phosphoadenosine 5'-phosphosulfate synthase 1 (gene Papss1). The record is from RefSeq and is a predicted model, not a curated record. Gene Ontology annotation, molecular function: adenylylsulfate kinase activity; ATP binding; sulfate adenylyltransferase (ATP) activity. Lineage: Eukaryota; Metazoa; Chordata; Mammalia; Rodentia; Castoridae. Gene Ontology annotation, biological process: sulfate assimilation; 3'-phosphoadenosine 5'-phosphosulfate biosynthetic process.